Molecule: messenger RNA, 719 nt
Organism: Gryllus bimaculatus (two-spotted cricket)
Lineage: Eukaryota; Metazoa; Arthropoda; Insecta; Orthoptera; Gryllidae
Source: the annotation of a GenBank genome assembly
GUCGAACAAAAUGUCUGACCGCAAAGCUGUGAUUAAAAAUGCUGAUAUGUCAGAGGAGAUGCAGCAAGAUGCAGAUAUUGCUGCAUACAUCAAAAAAGAAUUUGAUAAGAAGUACAAUCCUACGUGGCAUUGCAUUGUAGGACGUAACUUUGGCAGCUAUGUGACUCACGAGACCAGGCAUUUUAUCUACUUCUACUUGGGGCAGGUGGCAAUCCUGCUUUUCAAGAGCGGGUAGAUGUGCUAUCCGUCCUGGAUCCACUAAACUCAUUGCCAUGUGGGGAGGGGAAGACAAGCAUUCAUACAUUCAAGCAUUCAUUGUUCUCUUCUGACUUUGCUAACCAUAUGUAGUUUCUUUAAAAAUCAAGAAGUAUCCAGAGAAAAAUUCGUAGGGGGUGGGUGGGAAAUUAUGCUUAGUCUUCACUCAAUUUUGAAUCCGACCAAGUUUAUUUUCUUUUUUCUGCUCUGGAAAAGAAAUUGGAAGUCAAGCACCCCCUGAAAUUGCUACAGUAUUGACAUUGUUCCGAUAUUUCAAAUGUAAAUGUGUGUGAAUGUUUCCAUAUCCACCUAAAUAAAUAUUUUUGUUGUUACAAUUGAUGGAGAGAAAUCGUGAUGUAUAAUUUGUUAAUGGUGGGAGCAAGAUAGUGUUUGAUUCUUGAGCAUUGUACUGAAAGCAGAGUAUUGACUCAAAACUGCUGAAAAAUGAUUUGUGCAGCUUUGUU